Merops nubicus (carmine bee-eater) is the source of this 1366-nucleotide messenger RNA. RefSeq names its product peptidylprolyl isomerase (cyclophilin)-like 2 (gene PPIL2). Gene Ontology annotation, molecular function: ubiquitin-ubiquitin ligase activity; peptidyl-prolyl cis-trans isomerase activity. The transcript is spliced from 14 exons. Gene Ontology annotation, cellular component: catalytic step 2 spliceosome. The annotation marks the transcript as partial. The record is from RefSeq and is a predicted model, not a curated record. Gene Ontology annotation, biological process: protein peptidyl-prolyl isomerization; protein folding; protein polyubiquitination. NCBI's taxonomy places the organism in Eukaryota, Metazoa, Chordata, Aves, Coraciiformes, Meropidae.
GUAAAUACCACUGUCCAGUGCUGUUCACUGUAUUCACCAAUAACUCCCAUAUUGUGGCCAUCAAGACAACUGGAAAUGUGUUUGCCUAUGAGGCAGUUGAGCAGCUGAACAUAAAACCGAAGAGCUACAAGGAUCUUUUGACAGAUGAGCCCUUCACUAGGCAAGACAUUGUGACACUGCAGGAUCCAACAAACCUGGAUAAGUUCAAUGUCUCCAACUUCUUUCAUGUUAAGAAUAACAUAAAAGUAAUUGAUCCAGAUGAAGAAAAAGCAAAAUUAGAUCCAUCUUACUAUUUGAAAAACACAAAUACAGAGACCCGAGAGACUUUACUGGAGCUUUAUAAGGAAUUCAAAGGUGAUGAUAUUCUAGCAGCUACUAUGAAGGCUCCUGAAAAGAAGAAGGUGGAUAAGCUGAAUGCUGCUCACUAUUCCACAGGAGCAGUAAGUGCUUCCUUCACCUCCACUGCAAUGGUGCCUGAAACUACCCACGAAGCAGCUGCUAUUGAAGAAGAUGUUGUGAGAUACAAAUACGUGAAGAAGAAGGGCUAUGUACGACUUCACACUAACAAAGGAGACCUAAACUUGGAGCUGCACUGUGAUAUGACACCCCGAACAUGUGAAAACUUUAUCAAAUUGUGCAAGAAGAACUAUUAUGAUGGAACAAUUUUUCACAGAUCAAUUCGUAACUUUGUGAUCCAAGGAGGUGAUCCAACAGGAACAGGAACUGGAGGAGAAUCUUACUGGGGAAAACCUUUCAAAGAUGAAUUUAAGCCAAAUUUGUCCCACACGGGCCGUGGCGUCCUUAGUAUGGCCAAUUCGGGACCCAACACAAACAAAUCACAGUUCUUCAUCACAUUCCGCUCUUGUGCAUAUCUGGACAAGAAGCACACAGUUUUUGGAAGGGUGGUUGGUGGCUUUGAGACUCUGACUGCUAUGGAGAAUGUGGAAAGUGACCCAAAAACAGACCGUCCCAAGGAGGAAAUACGAAUUCAGUCAACAACUGUUUUUGUUGACCCAUAUGAAGAGGCAGAUGCCCAGGUUGCUGCAGAAAGAGAGAAGGUCAAGCUAGAAGAAGAAGCAGCCAAAACAAAAGCUGAAGUGGUCCCACCAAAGAAAGAAGUUGAGACUCCUAAAACGUACCGGCAGGGAAUUGGAAAAUAUAUUAACAUGGCUGCAGCGAAGCGCAGCGCAGAGGAUGACGGGCCCUCAACCAGCACAGCUGUGAAGAAGGAGAAGAGGAGCUCAGGCUUCGGGGACUUCAGCUCCUGGUAGCAGCGCGGCGAGACUAGCACUGGAGCAGCACAGCAGAGGGAGAGAACGCGGCCUCCCACGUGUCCCUGCAGAGCCCGAAAGACAGUCUGUCCUGG